AUGGCUUCUUCAUUUCGUUGCUCGACAGCAUUUCUCGGUACAUUAACUGCGAUCCUAUAUUAUCGCUAUAUUAUUGUACCACUCCUACUUGUCAUACGGAUUGUUGAUGCGGUAACAUGUCCAUCUGAAUCAUCUGGUUCUGGUAUUAGCAGUAGUAGCAGCAGUAGUAGUGGUGGUGGUGGUAGUGGUGGUGGUGGCGGUGGUGGUGGUGGUGGUGGUGGUUUGAGUAAACCAGCAACAAUCACCAAACGAAAAGUAUGUCCAGAUUUUAAGGAUAAUGAAGAUGAAAAAUAUUGCUGUCCAUCUCAUAUAAUUCCCGGAAGUUACUAUUGCUGCUCACAGGAGCAUCUCUAUAAAAUCGAAGCCGAGCAGGCAGCCGAAAUUAGGCGACAGUUCAUCAAGAAGUGA
Molecule: messenger RNA, 408 nt
Organism: Loa loa (African eye worm)
Lineage: Eukaryota; Metazoa; Nematoda; Chromadorea; Rhabditida; Onchocercidae
Exons: 1
Coding region: 1-408 (135 amino acids)
Source: RefSeq, a predicted model, not a curated record